AUGGGUCCUGGCGUUUCGUCCUGGGAUCUCGAGGCUUGCCGGAUGUCCAACGAGGCUCCGGCAGACGAUGAGGUUGCGGUCCGAGUUAGGGCGGCCGUUGCAGGCGACUUUCAGCUAGAGCACGUCAACGGCUUUCCCAUGAGGCUCGAUCAAGGGUCGAUCGACCUGGGACCGAUCGACGCUCGAUCCUUGAGGCCUCCAGUAAAGGAGGACGAGGUCAAUCGUGACAAGCGGCGAGAGUCCGCGGAAAAGCAGAAGUCCGCAGUGGACUUGAAAAAGAAGAAGGAAAAGAAGAAGAAUCUCGAGCGUCAAGCACUGGACAUGCGUCGAGGGAAGUCUAGGCAGAGGGGGGAGCGAGAGGAAGAAUCCCCCGACGAGGAUGAUGGUGGCGAUGGCGACGACGACAGUGAUGAUUCCGAGGGAAUGGCGUCCCGUCUCGACCGGAUCCUCGAGGGCCCUCCCCCGACCGGCGUCGACGUCCCGCGGACAGAAGUCCCAAAGGGAGCGCCAAGCGGGUCUCGAGAAAGUCGGCAGAGGGAGCCAUCUCCACGUCGUUCCCGUGCGGACACUCCUUCAGAGCGUGUGCCAGGUCGGACCGUCCUCUGCCCCCAACCUCCUCCCACGCCUAAGGCGGGCCACCACGUUAAGUCCCUGAUGUCGGGGCCGCUGACUCGUGGUCGUGCCACGGCCUCAGCAAGGGGGGAACGAAUCGUUAGAGCACCAGUCCAGGCGCCGGCCAGGCGGGAGAUGCCGAGCCGAGACCGGCGCCUGCUCGUGAGGUUGAAGCGGAUGCUCGAACAAGCCCAGCCCUCGAUGGCCAAGAGGCUUAACGUGGGAGCGACCUCCAAAGACUCAGGCUCCUCCGACCCUCGGCCGUCGACUGGUGUCGAGGGUGCUCUGCCCCGUCCAUUGGUGAGGGAGUCUGCUCCACCGUCGCCGAAGCGGAUCGAGGCGCCUCGUCCUCAAGAACAUGAGGGAGCCCCCGAGCCUCCCCGUUCUGGGGUCAAGGAUGAUCCUAUCAUGAUAAGUGACGGGUCUGGCGGUGACGGGCCUUCGAAGGGUGCCCGCCCCAUGGAUGAGGAGAGGAAGGAGGAGGAGGAGGAGCGCGAGCGGGAGACGCGGCAACAGCGGCAGGAGGGGCCGCAGCAGGAGGAAAGAGAGGAAGGGCGGCAGCCAGAAGGUUACCAGCUCGAGGAGCUGCUAGAGCAGAACCGGCAGCAGGAGCUGCGAGAGCUCCAGGAGCAGCAGCAGAGGAGUCAGCAGUUGGAAGAACUGCUCGAGCCACCACCUCAUAGCCCGCCCCAGCCAGUGCCACCAACGCCGCAAGAGCCUAAAGUCGGGGAGGAGGGUCUGCCGGUUUUGUAA
Messenger RNA from Sorghum bicolor (sorghum), 1365 nucleotides. Its product is annotated as serine/arginine repetitive matrix protein 1-like. The coding region runs from base 1 to 1365 and encodes 454 amino acids. NCBI's taxonomy places the organism in Eukaryota, Viridiplantae, Streptophyta, Magnoliopsida, Poales, Poaceae. The transcript has 5 exons. The record is from RefSeq and is a predicted model, not a curated record.